Talaromyces marneffei is the source of this 636-nucleotide messenger RNA. RefSeq lists its product as uncharacterized. Lineage: Eukaryota; Fungi; Ascomycota; Eurotiomycetes; Eurotiales; Trichocomaceae. The transcript has 5 exons. The record is from RefSeq and is a predicted model, not a curated record. Gene Ontology annotation, biological process: peptidyl-arginine methylation. Gene Ontology annotation, molecular function: protein-arginine omega-N monomethyltransferase activity. The coding region runs from base 1 to 636 and encodes 211 amino acids.
AUGGCACAGACUCCGUCCCCUGGGACAUUGACUUUCGUAGUCGAACAUCUCGACCCCGAGCUAGGACCCUGGUCCGCCCUGGAAUAUGCAUGUAUCGCACGCGAAUCCAAAGAGUCCGGCACUCAAUUCUUAUUGACAUCCGUUCCUGAAGAACUACAGAUGCCAGAUCAUCUGGCGCGCAUGGAGGAACUCAAGCUUGAGCGGCGCAGUGUGGAGGAAAUCUUUGCAGAUCGCAAGUCGAGAGUAUGUCUGCUAGAUCCGGCUGCAGAGACGGAGUUGAGUCCGGCUGAUGGAGAUGAUUUUGAUGUGUUUUUGUUUGGUGGUAUACUUGGCGAUGACCCCCCAAGAGAUCGCACAUCUGAGCUACGAAGAAAAGGUUACGCUGGACGACGACUGGGCCCUGUCCAAAUGACCACAGAUACCGCCGUACGAGUUACUCGCAUGGUUUCACUAGAUCGAAUCCCACUGGACAAAAUCCCCUACGUUGAUAAUCCUGAACUGCGCAUCAAUGAUCAUGAAAGUACAGAAAUGCCGUUCCGAUAUGUUCGGGAUAGCCAUGGGAAGCCCAUUAUGCCUGAUGGAAUGGUUGAGUUGAUCAAAAAAGACGCCGACAAAUCUUUGGAUGAUUUGUUUUAA